AUGUCCUGGGCCCUGCUCCUCGGGCUCCUGGCCGCGCUGCUGCUCCUGCUGCUGCUGAGCCGUCGACGCUCGCGGCGACCUGGUGAGCCUCCUCUGGACGUGGGCAGUAUCCCGUGGUUGGGCCAUGCCUUGGAAUUUGGAAAAGAUGCUGCCAGCUUCCUCACCAGGAUGAAGGAGAAGCACGGUGAUAUAUUUACUGUGCUGGUGGGGGGCAGGUAUGUCACUGUCCUCCUGGACCCCCACUCCUAUGACACGGUGGUGUGGGAGCCUCGCACCAAGCUGGACUUCCACGCCUAUGCUGUCUUCCUCAUGGAGAGGAUUUUUGACUUGCAGCUCCCACAUUACAGCCCCAGUGAUGAAAAGGCCAAGAUGAAACCGACUCUCCUCCACAAGGACCUCCAGGCACUCACGGAAGCCAUGUACACCAACCUCCGCACUGUCCUGCUGGGGGACGCCACAGAAGCGGGCGGUGGCUGGCAUGAGAUGGGUCUCCUCGACUUCUCCUACAACUUCCUGCUCAGAGCCGGCUACCUGACUCUGUACGGAGUCGAAGCUCUGCCACGCACCCGUGAGAGCCGGGCCCAGGACCGCACCCACUCAGCUGAUGUCUUCCACACCUUCCGCCAGCUCGACCUCCUGCUCCCCAAACUGGCACGUGGCUCCCUGUCAGUGGGGGAUAAGGACCGCGUGUGCAGAGUCAAAGGUCACCUGUGGAAGCUGCUGUCCCCAGCCAGACUUGCUGCUCGGGCCCACCGGAGCAAGUGGCUGGGGAGUUACCUGCUGUACCUGGAGGAGAUAGGGGUGCCGGAGGACAUGCAGGCCCGGGCCCUGGUGCUGCAGCUCUGGGCCACACAGGGCAACAUGGGUCCUGCUGCCUUCUGGCUUCUGCUCUUCCUCCUCAAGAAUCCUGAGGCCCUGGCUGCUGUCCGUGGAGAGCUUGAGCAGCUCCUCUCCAGAACAGAACAGACUGUUUCGCAAAUGACCACCCUCCCCCAGAAGCUUUUGGACAGCAUGCCUGUGCUUGACAGCGUGCUUAGUGAGAGCCUCAGGCUCACUGCUGCGCCCUUCAUCACCCGGGAGGUCAUGGUGGACCUGGCCAUGCCCAUGGCAGAUGGGCAGGAAUUCAGCCUGAGACGUGGAGACCGCCUCCUCCUCUUUCCCUUCCUGAGUCCCCAGAAAGACCCGGAAAUCUACACAGACCCAGAGGUGUUUAAGUAUAACCGAUUCCUGAACUCAGAUGGGUCAGAGAAGAAAGACUUUUACAAGGACGGGAAGCGACUGAAACACUACAGCAUGCCGUGGGGCGCUGGGCACAACCAGUGCCUGGGGAAGGCUUAUGCCAUCAGCAGCAUCAAACAAUUCGUGUUCCUUGUGCUGGUGCACUUUGACCUGGAGCUGAUCAACCCAGACGCGGAGAUCCCCGAGUUUGACCUCAGCAGGUACGGCUUUGGGCUGAUGCAGCCGGAACACGACGUGCCUGUCCGUUACCGCGUCCGGCCAUGAGCUCUGCCGUGCACUUGCCUCCACGCAGCCUGCCCGCCCCCCCCCCCCCCCCCCCGUCACUCGGCUUUCUGUGUCUGCAUUUCCCCUGGGUGCAGGAGCUUUGAACACUCAACGGUGCCCGCAUGACCACUUUCCUGAUUCUUCCUUGGAAGGCUAUGUCCAGGGGAGGGGAACGAAGGGAAGCUGAGGGGGUGAAUGGAAAAGGGACACCAGAAGCUCUGUGAAUGGUCUGCUCUUCUGGUCGAGUUUCAAAAGGAGUCUCUUUCUCUCCCGACUCACCUUGCCCUGCCCCCCACCUCAUGAUAUCCACAAAAGCUGGGACCCACAGGGCAGAAGCAGAGGAGUCUUGACUGGUCUGCCAUGCCCCCGCUCCCCAAGGGGCCAGGUCCUCGACAGUGAUGUGGUCCAGGCCUUAGCCUGUCAAAGCAGAUGCUGGCCAUAAAAAGGCCCAUCAGGGCCUAGCCAUGUGUCCAUUGAUACAGGCUCUGUCCCCAAAUUACCAUUAAACUAGCCUAAGCCAAAGGAGUCCCUUAAUUGUCUGCUUACCCACGGGCCCCAUUUGCCACACUUGCCUUAUCUCUCCAUUCACACCAAUGCUUGAGAAAAUUCAGGAAGGUUUUCCCAAAGGUGAAUAUUCAAGGCAUAAAACAUGCGCUCCUCCCAAAGACUGGGCUCUGUGCUCUGUCCUAGACGUAUGGGCUCCAGAUGGGAGAGCUUUCCCAGUGUCCAGACUCCAGUAGGGAAUGAGAAAGACAGCCCCAGCAGGCUGGCCCCGUUGGAAGGAACCAGCCAGGGCUCCCUGGGCUGGUGGAGCCAGAAAAGGAGGUGUUGGUUUGCUACACCCUAGCCUGGAACCACCAGCUGCUGCACGCUCCAGUGGCAGACCUGUUUUGUGUGGCCCAGACUUCGAAAAAAUACAUUAGCUGUUACCGUGUCCUCUUUGGGAGAGUCUGUUUAAAAUGUCCAGCUUCCCUUGAAAACGUGGACAGCCUGGCCACACUGGGCCCAUAUUCCCAAGGGCGGCUAUUGGCCAGAGCUGAGAUACAGCCACCUCCCUUAUCCAGGGCACGUGCAUUCUGGCUCGCUAGGGUUUCCACUUGGUGGAGAUUUUUCUGCUUUUCCAUUCCCAGUACCCCCAGGCCCUUGAAGGCACUCCAGUUUGGGAACCCUCUUCUAACUCUUAGAAGUGAUACUGUAGGAGGUGGUAACAACCUACUAAUUGGUCCUCAGACCCAUGGUCCACCUGUCCUGGGUGCACCCCCCUUCGUACAAACAGAUCAAGGAUGAAAACUUGCUUUUGCGUCAGCUUUGUGGUCGGGGGGUGGGGGGACAGA
This is a messenger RNA of Herpailurus yagouaroundi (jaguarundi), 2837 nucleotides long. It is a transcript of the gene PTGIS, whose product is annotated as prostaglandin I2 synthase. Gene Ontology annotation, molecular function: iron ion binding; oxidoreductase activity, acting on paired donors, with incorporation or reduction of molecular oxygen; prostaglandin-I synthase activity. Bases 1 to 1503 code for a protein of 500 amino acids. Gene Ontology annotation, biological process: prostaglandin biosynthetic process. The transcript has 10 exons. The record is from RefSeq and is a predicted model, not a curated record. Lineage: Eukaryota; Metazoa; Chordata; Mammalia; Carnivora; Felidae.